Molecule: messenger RNA, 1230 nt
Organism: Aspergillus sclerotioniger CBS 115572
Lineage: Eukaryota; Fungi; Ascomycota; Eurotiomycetes; Eurotiales; Aspergillaceae
Product: kinase-like protein
Exons: 6
Coding region: 1-1230 (409 amino acids)
Biological process (GO): spliceosomal complex assembly; regulation of mRNA processing; protein phosphorylation
Molecular function (GO): ATP binding; protein kinase activity
Source: RefSeq, a predicted model, not a curated record
AUGCGUCUCCGUCUGUUGGAUGCCAUCCCUGGCGAAGUUGCCAAUGCCGUACCACGCGUGUUUCCUACUACCGGCUUUGAGAUUAUUGAUCCAACAGAGGAAAUCGAAGAGGAGACUUUGCCCACCUACAGAGCCGAAAAAUACUACCCUGUUCGUCUUGGAGAAGUCCUUGAUGGGCAAUAUCAAAUCCUGGCUAAACUGGGGUACGGCGUUACGUCUACAGUCUGGCUCGCUCGUGAUUUAAGCGAUUCCAAGUAUGUCGCCUUAAAGAUCUAUGUUUGCGGUUCGGAGAGAAAUCAUGAACUCGGCGUGUAUGACCGUAUAAAUACAGUCGAGUCAGACCACCUGGGACGAUCUUUCAUUCGUAAACUAUGGGGUCACUUCUUUCUGAACGGUCCUCAUGGCCGCCAUAUCUGUCUUGUCCAUCAACCCCUCGGACUUAGUGUGGAUCAAUUUCUGUACUUCUUACCGGGGAAAGUUAUGGGCCUUGAAGAUCUGAAGCCAUGUCUACGACAAAUAUUAGGCGUAGUGGACUUUCUCCACACCGAUGCACAUAUUAUACAUACUGAUCUGCAGUUAAAGAAUCUUCUACUUCCCGGUGAUGAUCCGCAAAUCCUCUCGGGCAUUGAAGAAUCAGAAAUCGAGGCACCGUCACCCAGAAAGAUACUUGACCAUGGUCGCACAAUCCACACCAGUCAACUCGUUAUUCCAGGUAACGGAUUACCAAUGCUCAGUGACUUUGGCGAGGCUCGGUUCAGUGAAGAACAGCAUGAUGAAGAUAUCAUGCCCAACGUAUACAGGGCACCGGAGGUUGUGCUGAAAAUGAACUGGGACAAUAAAGUGGACGUCUGGAACAUUGCCUUGAUGGCCUGGGACCUUGUUUGUGACCAGACCCUGUUCAGCGGCAGAAACAGGGACGGUAUUUUCGAUGACCGAGCCCAUCUUGCGGAGAUGAUGGCGAUCCUGGGCCCCCCUCCAAGCGAGUUUAUCAAGCGCAGCAAAGUGGGCUCCGUGUUCUGGAAUGACAAUGGCACAUGGAAGGACCUCGCACCAGUCCCUCGUAUAACCCUUGAGAAACGGGCGGCCAGCAUCCAAGGACAGGAUCAGGAGGGGUUCUUGCGAUUCAUGCGGAGAGCAUUGAAAUGGAGGCCCGAGGAUAGGCCCACCGCUAGAGAACUGUUGUUCGAUGGGUGGCUAAUGAAGGGAUUGGAAUUCCGCAAUCAGCAAUAG